UGGAGGAAGAUCAGAUCCUUGACAUUUCCACUCCUUCUGGUGGGAAUAUCAGAUCCGAAGGAAGUUGGGGAAAGUAGUCAGAAUCCCAGCUUCUUCCUGCAAGAAACCCUUCUCCUUCUCUUGAAAUUGCCGGAUACUCAUUCUCCAAACCCACAUACUCCUCGAUGGAAGACAGAGUCGUCGCCGUCAUCAUGGUGGGUGGACCCACUAAAGGAACUCGUUUUCGACCUUUGUCCUUGAAUAUUCCAAAGCCACUCUUCCCUUUGGCAGGGCAACCCAUGGUUCAUCAUCCCAUCUCGGCUUGCAAAAGAAUUCCUAACUUGGCGCAAAUCUAUCUCGUUGGCUUCUAUGAGGAGCGUGAGUUUGCUCUCUAUGUUUCUUCAAUCUCAAAUGAGCUGAGGGUCCCUGUCCGAUACCUGAGAGAAGACAAACCACAUGGAUCAGCAGGUGGCCUUUACAAUUUCAGAGAUCGGAUCAUGGAAGACAGUCCGUCACAUAUCUUUUUGCUGAAUUGUGAUGUUUGCUGCAGUUUUCCGCUGCCAGAUAUGCUUGUGGCUCAUAAAAGAUAUGGCGGGAUGGGAACAAUCUUAGUGAUCAAGGUAUCAGCUGAAUCAGCCAAUCAGUUUGGCGAAUUGGUGGCUGAUCCAAUCACCAACGAACUGUUGCAUUACACAGAAAAACCCGAAACCUUUGUAAGCGAUCGAAUAAACUGUGGUGUUUACAUAUUCACACCAGAUAUUUUCACUGCUAUCCAUGAUGUUUCUACACAGCGGAAAGACAGAGCUAACUUGCGACGUGUAUCCAGCUUUGAAGCCCUCCAAUCAGCAACAAAGACCCUUCCUACAGAUUUCGUAAGGCUAGAUCAAGAUAUCCUGUCACCUCUUGCUGGGAAGAAGCAGCUAUAUACAUAUGAAACCUUGGAAUUUUGGGAACAGAUCAAGACACCAGGGAUGUCUUUGAAAUGUUCUGCCCUGUAUCUCUCUCAAUUCCGGCUCACUUCUCCCCAUUUUCUUGCUAGUGGGGACGGUACCAAGAAUGCUACAAUAAUUGGUGAUGUUUAUGUUCAUCCAUCUGCAAAAGUGCAUGCAACGGCGAAGAUUGGGCCCAAUGUGUCAAUUUCCGCAAAUGCUCGUAUAGGAGCUGGUGUAAGGCUCAUUAGUUGCAUCAUUCUUGAUGAUGUUGAAAUCCAGGAAAAUGGAGUUGUUAUAAAUGCAAUUGUUGGAUGGAAAUCAUCUAUUGGAAAAUGGUCACGUGUUCAGGGUGAAGGUGAAUACAACACAAAACUAGGAAUUACCAUCCUUGGUGAAUCUGUGACUGUAGAAGAUGAAGUCGUCGUUGUUAACAGCAUUGUCCUUCCUAAUAAGACUCUGAACGUGAGUGUACAAGAGGAAAUCAUUCUAUGACAAAAGCAAAAAGCAAAUAUCAACCCAGUUGUUUCGAUAUUUUAAAAUUAUCAUCAUUAUUACCAGUAUUGUUUCUGUGGUCCAAACUCCAAACAAGCAUAGCUUGCUUGUCAUUU
Magnolia sinica is the source of this 1519-nucleotide messenger RNA. RefSeq lists its product as uncharacterized. NCBI's taxonomy places the organism in Eukaryota, Viridiplantae, Streptophyta, Magnoliopsida, Magnoliales, Magnoliaceae. The coding region runs from base 165 to 1403 and encodes 412 amino acids. The record is from RefSeq and is a predicted model, not a curated record. Gene Ontology annotation, cellular component: cytoplasm. The transcript is spliced from 16 exons. Gene Ontology annotation, biological process: biosynthetic process.